CGCUCCACUUCCUGAUCCGCACCGCAGAGUCUCCGCACACAAACAUUACCAAAUCGUUGUGUGUCUUAAUUAUCUCUCACAAUGAGAGGGACACGCAUUAUGUUGGAGCUUGAGCAUAAAUGAAACCCGUUUCUGAGGGCUUCUUGCUGAAACUCAAGUGUCCUGAGAAGCAUGAACCUGCACCAGGUGCUCACAGGAGCGGCGAACCCCGGAGACAACUGCUUCUCUGUGGGCAGCAUCAACAACCAGCCCUUCACGGCCUAUGCCUCUGGCUGUGACAUCGUCAUUCUGGGGAGUGACUUUGAAAGGAUCCAGAUCAUCCCAGGAGCUAAUCAUGGGAACAUCCAGGUGGGCUGCGUGGACUGUUCACUGCAGGGCGGACAGAUCGCGGCGUCGUACGGAAACAUUGUGUGUGUGUUUGAGCCGGUGGAGGUCAGUCCACAAGGAAAAGCACAAAAAAAGCUGAACUAUCACUGGCAGAAGAGCGGUCAGUUCGUCCUGCAGUCGGUCGCUCAUAUCCUGACGUGGCACCCCACAGGCUCCUGUCUCCUGACCGGCUCGGGCUGUCUGCAGCUCUGGUGUGACGGUCAGUCUGACCCCGCUCCUCAGAGCUCCUGGAGAUGUGUGUGGCAGUGCAAGUCCGCCGCUCCCACUCACUUCAUCAAGUUCUCCCUGGAUGGAGAGUUUUUCGCCACCGCAGGACAGGACGACUGUCUGGUGAAGGUCUGGUACAGCAGCAGUAAAUGGCAGGCGGACGUCACUAAACUCUUCACGCCCCUCGACCUGCGCUCCGGAGCCCAGAUCAGCUUCUCCUUCAUCUACCUGGCUCAUCCUCGCUCCGUCACCGGCUUCUCCUGGAGGAAGACCAGCAAGUACAUGCCCAGAGGCGGUGUGUGUAACGUGCUGCUGACCUGCUGCAAGGACAGUGUGUGUCGUCUGUGGGCCGAAACGCUUCUGCCCAGCGACUGUCUGCUGUCUGGACUCAGACACACUCACAGCAGCAAUGACGUGAUGAAGAAUAACGGCAUGAAGAAGAUCUCCAGCGACAGCCGAGCGCAGAGCCAGAGCCCGCUGGAGCUGAAGCUGAAGCCGUCGUGGAGAGAGGAGGUGCGCUGUUUAUCUCAGCUCUCCUACAGCGGUCCUCUUCCUCAGCAGCAGAACAAACACAACACGCAUCGCACAAACAUGUUACACGCCAACGCUCUGUGCCACUUCCACAUCGCCGCCAGCAUCAACCCAGCCACAGACAUCCCUCUGCUGCCCUCCAUCUCGUCCAUGAACGGCUCUGAUGAGGAGGAACCGGGCGGCCCGUUCACCGUUCACUGGCUCGAUAACAAAGAGCUGCACCUGACUCUGAGCAUGGAGGUGUUUCUCCAGCAGCUGAGGAGCGGCUCCGAGCAGAACGGACCCACGGAGCGCUACGAUGCUGAUGAGGAGGGCAGCGGUCCUGAUGCUGCGUCUCUUCCGGCGCCGGCCGUGGAUCAUCAGGUGGACGUGCUGCUGGGAGACUGGAACAGAGCCGCAGACAUGCUGUUCAGCAUCCACCCGAUGGACGGGUCUCUGCUGGUGUGGCACGUCGACUGGCUGGACGAGUACCAGCCCGGCAUGUUCCGGCAGGCGCAGGUGUCGUUCGUGUCCAGGAUUCCCGUGGCCUUCCCCACCGGCGACGCUAACUCUCUCAGCCGCAGCGUGGUCAUGUACGCCUGCAACAGAAACGUGGACCUGGCCAUCCAGCACGUCCGUCAGCGUCCAGCGGGCCUGCAGCACUCGUCCUCGUCCGCCCUGAUCGGACAGAGCCAGAGCAAGCCCUCGUCCAGCAGCCUGCGGCUCAGCAUCUUCACCCCCAGCGUCCUGAUGGUCUCCAAACACGCCGACGGCUCGCUCAACCAGUGGGCGGUCAGCUUCGCCGAGGACUCGGCCUUCUCCACGGUGCUCAGCGUCUCUCACAAGUCCCGGUACUGCGGCCACCGCUUCCACCUGAACGAGCUGGCCUGCCACUCUCUGCUGCCGCUGCUGCUGACCACGUCUCACCACAACGCCCUGCGGACGCCCGCCGCCGCCCUGACCGGCCCGGGCCGCGGGAGCCGAGUGCGGCAGGACCCCAGCGCCGUCUACAGCGAGCUGAUCCUGUGGCGGGUGGAUCCGGUGGGACCGCUGUCCUUCUCGGGCGGAGUGUCGGAGCUGGCCAGGAUCAACUCCCUGCACGCCUCCGCCUUCUCGAACGUAGCCUGGCUGCCCGCGCUCAUCCCCAGCAACUGCCUCGGUGUGUACGGAAACUCGCCCAGCGCCUGCUUCAUCGCCAGCGACGGACACUCGCUGAGGCUCUAUCAGGCCAUCAUCGAGGCCAAGAAGCUGCUGAGUGAACUCUCCAACCCCGACAUCUCCAAACACGUUGGAGAGGUGUUUAACAUCAUCAGCCAGCAGUCGACGGCCAGACCGGGCUGCAUCAUUGAGCUUGACGCCAUCACUGACUUCCAGGGGAAGGAGACUCAGCUUCUGCACGUGUUCGAGGAGGACCUGAUCUUGGGGAGCGAGAAGGCAGACAGCUGCCUGCAGGACUCUGUUCCCAGCCGGACGCUGUUCUCCGCUCGCUUCUUCCUGGUGGUGCUGGAGCUCACUCAGAGUGGAAGGUCGCUCCUGCACAUGUGGCAUCUACAGCUGGACGCCGUUCCCGUCAUUAUGGAGCAAACUCAAACUCCAGACAGAGAGGCCGUGUCUCCAUCUCCUGCAAACGGCUCACAGUUUAACUUUGAGACGGCCGGCUCUCCACAAACCCCGAGACCCAACCUGAAGACGUCGAACCUCCAGAGCGCCUGCCGCCUCGCCCUCACCAACACCAAAGUGUUCAGCCAGGAGCUGGGUCUGCCGCCGGGCGUUGAAGUCCUGCGAGUAUCUCCUGCUGCAGGUCAUCUGAGCGCCUCGUCUCUGCAGCCGGCCGGACGCUCUCCGUAUCUGCUGGCCACGUCGUGCUCUGACGGAUCCGUCCGGUUCUGGCGGUGCAGCGCCGCCUCUGACCCUGACGUCUCCGCUGACCCGUCGUACGUCUGGGAGGAGUGGCCUCUGCUGGUGGAGGAGGGCCUGGCCAGCAGCAGCGCUCUGAGCUUGUCCGGUCAGCUCAUGGGUCUCAGCUGCUGUCACACCAGCAGAGUGGCCGUCGCUCACCGGAGCCCUGAGCCCGUCAUGAACAUCAGCGUCUUCCAGUGCGACUCCACCGGAGGCUCUCAGUGGCUUCUGGAGCAGACUCUGAAGGUCUGCCACGCGGGUGAUAAAAGCCUGAGUAACGGCAGCUCUGUGAAGAGACAGGUCCACUUAGACUGGGUCUCCAGAGAAGACGGCUCUCACAUACUAACUGUAGGUCUAGGAUCCAAACUUUACAUGUACGGCAUGCUUUCUGGAAAGCCUCCAGAUCUGGGUCUCUCCGAUUGCAAUAAGGAGCAGAACGGCUCUAGAUUGGUGCUCCUGCGAGCGGUGGACCUGGUGUCCUCGGUCGAAGGUUCUCCACCUGUUCCCGUCUCUCUAUCCUGGGUGCGAGACGGCAUCUUAGUAGUCGGGAUGGAUUGCGAAAUGCACGUCUACUCUCAAUGGCAGCCUCCGGCUCCGGUCAAACCGUCGCUUCAUGAUAGCGUGACGUCGCUUAAGCAGGAGGGACUCAGUCCGAAUCCUUCUAAAAAGACCCUCACCAGAUCCAUGACCAGCUUGGCUCAGAAACUCAGCGGAAAGAGAACGGCGUACGACCUCCCGGCCGAGAUGGAGGAUUCUGGGUUGUUUGAGGCAGCCUAUCAGCUGUUUCCUACGCUCCCCCAGUAUCACCCGGUGCAGCUGCUGGAGCUCAUGGACCUCGGGAAGGUUCAACGGGCUAAAGCCAUCCUGUCCCAUCUGGUGAAGUGCAUUGCCGGGGAGAUCGUGUCGAUGAAGGACGCUACGAUUAACCAGGAGCGCCGUCUGCGCUCGCUCACCAUCAGUGCCAGCGGGAGCACCGCCCGCGAUCCCAAGAUGUUCAGCAAAGCCGAGAGCGCCGACUACACCGAGAUCGACUCCAUCCCGCCGCUGCCGUUGUACGCGCUGCUGGCCGCCGACGAGGAGACGGCGCUGAGUGCCAAAGAGCGGUCGGAGAGCGUGAGCGCCGAGGGCCAGAGCGACGCGUACGAGCAGCUCUUCCAGAGCGCCGGGGUCGGCGCCGAUGACAUGGACCCUUUCGAUGGAGACGAGGAGGAGGCGUGCGCUAAAGUCAUCGAUCUGUCGAAAUACAGCCCUACGUUUUUCGGCUCGGAGCACGCACAGGUGCUGUCGGGACACCUGCUUCACUCCAGCCUGCCGGGCCUGACGCGGAUGGAGCAGAUGUCUCUGAUGGCGUUGGCAGACACCAUCGCUUCCACCAGAACCGACGUCGGAGAAAACCAAGGGAAAGGACAAGGCGGAGAGACUCUGGAUGAAUGUGGGCUGAAGUUCCUGCUGGCCGUUCGUCUUCACACCUUCCUCCUGACGUCUCUGCCUCCGGCUCAUCGCGCUCAGCUCCUCUGCCAAGGACUGUCCACCUGCCACUACGCCUGGGCCUUCCACUCCGAGGCUGAAGAGGAGCUGCUCAACAUGCUCCCGGCGCUGCAGAAAGGAGAUCCCUCGUGGCCCGAGCUGAGAGCCAUGGGCGUGGGCUGGUGGCUCCGGAGCACCAACAAGCUUCGCAGAUGCAUUGAGAAGGUAGCAAAAGCUGCUUAUCAGAGAAACAACGACCCGUUAGACGCAGCCUUGUUUUAUCUGGCCAUGAAGAAGAAAGCUGUGGUUUGGGGACUGUACAGGUCUCAGCAUAACGCCAAGAUGACGGCGUUCUUCAGCAAUAACUUCAGCGAAGACCGCUGGCGGAAGGCGGCGCUGAAGAACGCUUUCUCUCUGCUCGGGAAGCAACGUUUCCAACAUUCUGCGGCCUUCUUUCUGCUGGCUGGAUCCCUCAAAGAUGCUGUUGAGGUGUGUAUAGAGAAGAUGCAGGACCUUCAGCUGGCUCUGGUGGUCUGUCGGCUCUACGAGUCUGAGUUCGAGAUGUCCUGCAGCUAUAAGAGAAUCCUCCAGAGGCAGGUGUUGGGUCAGGACCGGCAGAUCGCGGCCCAUCAGGACCCUUUCUUACGCAGCAUGGCGUACUGGGUCUUAGAUGACUACAGCAGGGCUCUGGACACGCUGCUCGAGCCCAACACAGACUCGUCUCAUGAAGGAGCCGGAUCAUCUCCCUGCAGUCCUGAUGUUUUUAACUUCUACACCUACCUCCGCACACACCCGCUGCUACUGCGCCGUCACUUCGGCUCUUCAGAGAAAGCCAAAGUGGGUCUGACCGCUGAAGGCCGCGCCGUCGACUCCGUCAGCCUCACCGAGAGGAGGCUCUUCUUCACCGCCGCUUACGCACACUUACAGGCCGGCUGCCCCAUGCUGGCUUUAGAGGUGCUCUCCAAAAUGCCCCGGGCGGUGAAGCGCUCGAAGCCCAGCGAGAGUUCGCCGGCGUCUCUGAGCGAGCGGGAAGGCCAGGCCUCGGCUCUGGACUGGUCUCAGCCGGCUCUCAACGGCCUGGAGUCGGUGUCCUCGCUCUCUUCUCCCCGAGAGGACAGUCAGUCGGACUCGGUGCUCAGUUUCGACUGGAGCCAGCCCUCCGUCACGCUGCCGGACGAGCCUCUGGAGCUCAAGUGGGACAGCGAUAAAGACGACUCGGAUGAGGAAGAGUCGGGACUGGCGAUGAAGACCAUCCGCACGGAGAAAGACAAGGUCUCUCCGGAAGCCGCCUCCACCCCCAGGGAUUACGCCCUAGAUUUCUGCUCUGAAGACUCGGCCGGGCUGAGCGAGGACAUGCUGGCGGCGCAGCUGAAGUUCAGCUCCUGUCUGAAGAUCCUGACCACGGAGCUGCGGACGCUGUCCACGGGGUACGAGCUGGACGGAGGGAAGCUCAGGCAUCAGCUGUGUCACUGGCUGGAGCGAGCCGUGGCGGCGCUGCAGAGCUGCUGCGGAUACAACCCCUUCCUCCAGCUGCUGCCCGAGGGCAUCUCUGCCGACCUGAGCCAGCCGGACGAUCCCGAGGAGCGGGGCUCCGCUCAGCAGACCCGAGAGCUCCAGCAGCGGCGCAGGCUUUGGCUGAAGAGGAACCAGCCGCUGCUGCGCAUCUUCCUGAGCUACUGCAGCCUGCACGGCUCUCACGGAGGAGGACUGGCCUCGGUCCGCAUGGAGCUCAUUCUGCUGCUGCAGGAGUCCCAGCAGGACGGCGGUCUGCAGAUCUCCGCUCCUGCUCCUCAGCACCUCUCUGUUCCUCUCUUCCUGGCUUGGACCGCCAGCUCCAAAACGGUGGUGGCCAAUCCCAUAGUGCACCUGACCAACCUCACGCAUGACAUACUGCACACCAUCAUCGCUCUGGACGCCCCGCCGCACCCGGAUAUCACGAACAACGAGAUCUACGUGAUGCACACGCUAGCAGCUUCCCUCUCCGCCUGCAUCUAUCAGAGUCUCUGUGACGGACACAGUUACAGCCAUGUGAAUCCGUUCACGGGCAUCACGUACCAGAGCGUGCUUCUUACCCAUCAGCCCCCGGUGAGGAGCGUCAGCAUGGAGGAGGCCGUUCUGCCCAACACCUCUCCGGCGCAGUGGCCUGGUGUAAGCGCCCUGAUGCGGCUGCUGAGCGCGUCUGGAGACGAGAACCAGCCCGGUCUGCCCGUGCUUCUGUGUGAGGUCCUGACCGCCGUCUUCCUCAGCCUGUUCGUCCACGGCCUGGCCACUCACUCCAGCCACGAGCUCUUCCGGAUCGUCGCUCACCCGCUCAACAGCAAGCUGUGGGUGGCCGUGUUCGGCGGCGGCGCUCGUGCUCCGGUGCAGGAGAAGCCCGGCUCACCCACAGUGGAAGAUGCGGAGCGGAAGCAGAGGCGUUUCCGGCUGCGUUCCUCUCGCAGUAACUCCAGAGAGGUUCCUGACAGUCCGGUCAGCCCCAGAGCUGUGGUGAUGGAGCCGGACACACUCGUCUGUAGAGAGCGCUUCGUUCCGCCUGAGCUCAGCAUCUGGGAUUAUUUCAUCGCAAAGCCGUACCUGCCUUCGUCCGCCAGCCGAGUGGAGUAUGACUCUGAGGAGAGCCAGGGCAGUGAGGAAGAGGAAGAGGAGGAGGAGGAAGAGGAUGGGGAUUCCUUUGAUCCCAACUCUCCGCUGGCAGAGCAUUCCAACAAUAACUCAUACAGCUGGUAUCUGAUGCGCUUGGCCAUGGUUCAGACGGUACUGUUCAACCUCAAGACCCUCUACCCGAUGGCAGGUCAUGACCUCUUAGAUCUGCCCGUGUGCUCCCCUCUGUGUCACGCGGCUCUGAAGACGCUCCAGCGCUGGGAGCAGCUGCUGCUGAAGAGGCUGGAGAUCUUCGGAGGUCCUCCGUCCAGGUUCAUCAGCACACAGCUGCUGGAGGAGAGUGUGUCGUCGGGUCCGGCGCUGCUGAGGCACAAAGCCCUGUUCGAGCCCUCAAACACACCCUUUAGGUCCCGGCGGCGCUCCGCUCUGCCCGUCAGGCGGCUCUGGCAGUAUCUGGUCAAACAGGAAGAGGUUCAGGAAACCUUCAUAAGAAACAUCUUCAUCAAGAAACGAGAUCAGAACGAGGAGACUGUGCCGCCGGACUCCACACACAACCAGGUCGAGGCUGAUCUGGGAUUUCCCGGAGGAAAAGCUCGCAUCAUCCACAAGGAGUCGGACAUCAUCACGGCGUUCGCCAUCAAUAAGGCCAACCGUAACUGUCUCGUGGUCGCCUCCACCCACGACAUCCAGGAGCUGGACGUGUCCUCCAUCCUCGCCACGCAGAUCCUGACCUGGGUCGACGACGAGAACGAGGCCGAGGUCAAAGGGACGGAUGACUUCCUGGUGGUUCACGCUCGAGACGACUUCAGCGCGCUUCACGGGAGCACACCCUACACACACAGCAGCCCCGGGACGCCCAUCAACAUGCCCUGGCUGGGCGGCCUGCAGACGGGACGAGGAGCAGCCGUGCUCAUCAAACGUAACAUCAACAACGUGAGGAGGAUGACGUCACACCCCACACUGCCCUACUAUCUGACCGGAGCUCAGGAUGGUAGCGUGCGCAUGUUUGAAUGGGGUCAUUCACAGCAGAUCACCUGCUUCAGGAGCCCCGGGAACUCCAGGGUCACCAGGAUACGCUUCAAUUACCAGGGCAAUAAGUUUGGGAUCGUGGAUGCAGACGGAGCGCUCAGUCUCUGGCAGACCAGCACCUCAGGAAACACUCCCAAACCCUAUCUGACGCUUCAGUGUCACAAUAAGACAGCGAACGACUUUGUGUUUGUGGGCUCUUCAUCUCUCAUCGCCACCGCAGGCCUGUCCACAGACAACAGGAAUGUGUGUCUGUGGGACACUCUGGUCACACCAGCAUACAGUCUGGUCCACGGUUUCGUGUGUCAUGAGUCUGGCUCUACGGUCCUGGCUCUGGCCUCUAAGCAGCAGCUUCUUCUCAGCGGAGGCCGGCGGGGCUGGAUCGGGGUUCUGGACCUCAGUCUGAAGAUCCAGAGGCAGAGCUUCCAGGCCCACGACUCUCCGGUCAAAGCUCUGGCCGUCGACUCGACCGAGAGCUGCUUCAUCAGCGGCUCGGCCGAGGGAAACAUCAAGGUGUGGAGCAUGUCGACUCAGAGCCUCCUGCACACCUUCAGUAAUGAACACGCUCGUCAGUCGCUCUUCCGUAACCUGGGCACAGGUGUGAUGCAGAUCGAGACGGGUCCGGCCAAUCACGUCUUCUCCUGCGGCGCAGACGGCACCAUGAAGCUGCGGCUGCUCCCCGACGCUCUGAGCCUGUUCUGCAGCGCAGCUAGGAGCGACGUCCGGUUCAUCAUGUAGCACACGCGUGACUGUUUGCACACGGUAAGACAAGCAAUACGAGAGAGACGCUCGAGGACACACAGGGAUCCCGGGACGGAAGCACACUCUACUUUCUGCAGCAUACUAAUCUGAAUAUAUCUCUAUAUAUAUAUCAGUAAAGCCUUAACUAGCCAAACUGUUGCUAAGCGGUGUUGUGAUCGUGCUCUAGGCUCAAUAUAGUGAUAAGUGUCCUUAUAUUUCUACCCAUCAUGUCUCCGUCAUCAGAACGCUGGAUUCUGUUACGUCUGUCAAACCAUGUGCGGUAGUUCCUGUCGUCCUUCUAGUCGUUCUGUGGGAGGUGUUGUAUAUUACUACAGGAAGCAGUAUUUAGAAGGCUGAGAUGACGAACUCGGUCGUGAAGCUUUAAAGCGACAGUUCACCCAAAAAUAAAGAGGUCGUCGUUUACUCUGCCUCGUGUCGGUCCGAACCUGUACGAGUGUCUUUCUUCUGGAUGUUUUGAAGACCAAACUGUUGACGGCACCCAUUCACAUCCAUAGUAUAUUUUUCUGUACUAUAGAAGUCAACGACUGAGGAAGAGUCACAGGGUUUCUCAUCUGAUAAACAAUGAAGGUGAUGUUUUUUAAAAAAAACUGUUGCUGCUUUUUUCUGUUGUAUAGAAGUCAAUGGGUGCCGUCAUUCUUAGCUCUUCUAAACAUCUUUAAUGUUCAGCAGAAGAAAGACACUUGUUGAGGCUGAGGAAGACUCAAUGCUCACAGGAAUUUUCAUCUGCUGAACACUAAAGAUGUUAUAAAGACCAAAUGUUUAACGGCACCCAUUCACAUCCAUAGUAUAUUUUUCUGUACUAUAGAAGUCAAUGACUGAGGAAGAGUCACAGGGUUUCUCAUCUGAUAAACAAUGAAGGUGAUGUUUUUUAAAAAAAACUGUUGCUGCUUUUUUCUGUUGUAUAGAAGUCAAUGGGUGCCGUCGACUCUUAGCUCUUCAAAACUUAGUGUUCAGCAGAAGAAAGACGUUGAGGCUGAGGAAGACCCAAUACUCACAGGAAUUUUCAUCUGCUGAACGCUAAAGAUGUUAUAAAGACCAAAUGUUUAACGGUACCCAUUCGAUUGCAUAGUAUAUUUUCCGGUACUAUAGAAGUCAACGACUGCAAUAGACUCAGUGCACACAGGAAUUUUCAUCUGCUGAACACUAAAGAUGAUUUUCUAAAGACCAAAUGUUUAACGGUACCCAUUCACUUCCAUUGCAUUUUUCCUGUAGUAUAGAAGUCAAUGGGUGCCGUCAACUGUUCGCUGUUCUAAACAUCAUCUGUAGUGUUCAUCAGAAGACGGAGGAGGAGUAAACGAUGGCAGGAUGGGAUUUCCUCUCACACUGGUGUUAAUCACAUGAAGAUCAGCGGCGUGAAGCCAAAGCCGAGUUCAGAGCCCAGAACUGGAAUGAAGACCACACUUUUAUUUUCUGUGUAAAUACGGAGGCUUGAUGAAAUGAUUCUGUGUCAAAUAUAAAGCUUAUUUAUAAUCAUGGAGACUCCUGCAGACGUUUGUUUUUAGGAACGUUGUUCAGGGUUUAUUUUUUACGCUUUUCUUUUACCUGCCGCCGGCACAAACGCUGCAUUUCUUCGUUGGUUCUUUGGAGAGGUUUUUAUCUGAUGAAGGUCACGGUGUUCUUCUUCACCGCAGAGAAUGAAGCUCUUCCUCUGGACUUCUGCCUCGUUUCCAGCUCACCAACAUCCUUAAAUCAAGAAUCAUUUCCUGGAGAUAUUACAAAUAACUAGAACAGAUAUCUGUCAGGCGGCUCAGAAUUGUUCUUCCUCUUGAGUUAAGAUGGAUUUUUUCCCCCUUAUUUUAAGCACAAUCCUGUAAAAACGUAAUAAAAUAAUAAUUGAAUUCAAUAAUUAAAAUGAUCGGUCUUUUUUAAUAUCUGUGGUCAUUUUGAGUCUCCAGUAAAUGUCUUGCUUUCAGAACGUUUGUAUAUUUGCUACGAAACGCCAGACAGAAAUACAGAGCGAUGUUUUUUUUCGUUUUUCUUCCCCCGGAUUAUUUCUGAUAUGAUGAUGUAAGGAACGGGCUGUAGUGAUGAUGCUUUCUGCCCUUUAACCUCUCAAAUGUGAAUAUAUACGCAAAUGAAUCUAAUUUUAUAAUGAAUAUAAAGAGAUCUGUAAUAUACAUGACUGUAUGUAAUGAGAAAAUAAAUGACUUCAUGCAACAUC
This is a messenger RNA of Puntigrus tetrazona (Sumatra barb), 11020 nucleotides long. It is a transcript of the gene dmxl1, whose product is annotated as Dmx-like 1. NCBI's taxonomy places the organism in Eukaryota, Metazoa, Chordata, Actinopteri, Cypriniformes, Cyprinidae. The coding region runs from base 172 to 8835 and encodes 2887 amino acids. Gene Ontology annotation, biological process: vacuolar acidification. Gene Ontology annotation, molecular function: protein binding. The transcript is spliced from 46 exons. Gene Ontology annotation, cellular component: RAVE complex. The record is from RefSeq and is a predicted model, not a curated record.